UGUACACAGGCCCGCGCGGCGUGCGCGCCGUCAGCCCCGCCGCCUCUCUCGGAGCCCCGAGCUGCCCCCCUCGCGGCGACUGCGCGGUCCGCGGCCCAGCGAGCCGGAACUUCUGGAGCAACGUCUAAAUGGAAAUAUCAAGUGUCGUUAAUGGUCUAGGACACUUGAUAAAAAGAUAAAAACCCCUGGGCAUAAGGCUCCUUCAAAACUUGAGAAGAAGGCAGUGCCCCAGCCUCUGAGCGCCCAUCUACCCAGGACCAGAAACCCAACACCAAGUUAAUGACAUGAACACGGUAGCCGGGUUCAUGGUCUCAGUGGGGCCCUGGUCUCAGUGUCGCAGUCUGUCCGGGCUUUGGGGAGACAGAGGGUGCGUCUGGACCUGACAGACUGUUCCCCCAUCGCUGGAUGUGCGCUCACUUGGCAGCUCCAGGCCACCUGCCGACAACCAGCUCCCCGUGCCUCUGCGAGCAGCGGCCCCCUCCUCCCCGCUCUGUUUGCAGCAUCUAGCGGGGCUGGCCUUCAGUCACCCGGGGGCGAGCAGCCUGCUUUCCAGGCCUCUGCAGACGCGAGAGCGUGAACACGAAGACUCUGACCAUGCUCCAGGCCGCCCACGCGUAAGGGGGACCAGACACUAACACUACCGUCGCAACUGGCUCCCCACCAGGGCGCCACUGAGAGGGAAAAGAGGCCCUAUUGAAAAUUAUGCUGAGGGGACGGCCACACACUCCAUGACCCGCUGCAGGGUCCAGCUCCCCACACCGGAACCUCUAGUAUCUUCCUAAAUGAAGAAGUCCUCUCUAAGAUAACAGGCUUUGAAAAACCAUAGCUUCAUCUGGUGAGUGUGUACUGUGCCGAGUCACGGAGAGGAAGCUGGGGGGGCCCUGCCCUUGACCACUGCUGUCCAGCCUCCCUGGGGGGUAGGGAAACACCCUGAGACGAGCACAGCAUUAGUUCUGCACUGACUUGGGGUCCCUGGAACUCAGAAGCCCCUGGCAGGCAGGUGACGGGAGAAAGGCACGCAUAGCUGCCGGAUGUGGGUGUGUGGGGUUUUAGGUUAGAACGGAGAGCUGCUUAUACCUAUUAUAUAACGAAAAAGUGACAUGCUUGAAAAGAUCCCUGCCAGGAAGCACGCGUGCAUGAUUGCCGGUGGGAAGACGGACCGGCCGCUUUCCGGGGCGGGGAGGGGAAGGUGCUCCUUGGGCAAGCUGCAUCCAUCCUCCAGGCCCUAGCAUGUCAUCUGGACCCUGAAAAUACAACCUGCCGCCGGCAGGUUGCACCCCAGGGCUUGUCUGGGGUGAGGGCUGCUGUGCUCUGCGCAGGACACACCCAGGCUGCUCCCUCCUUCGGCAGAGCGCCCAGCUACCUCCCCCUGCUCGCCGCCGGCUCCUCAGCGCUCUAUGGCUAAAGCCUCUUGCACGACUGGGCCACACCAGGCUGCGUCUGUCCACGGGGUCUCACAGGCCCGGGACCCCAGAACACCAGCCAGGCAUCAAAGAGCAGAAGGGACUCAGUGUAGGGAGUAAAAGCAAACUUUCUAAUUUGAGAAGCUAGAACGUGAUGCUGCCAAGGGGCCGAGUUCGGCCCCCAAGACCUGCCAACAGAACACCCCUUGAGUAGCGGAGGGACAGGGUGGCACGGGCCGCCUGUCCCAUGCGACCCCGCGGGUCCCCUUCCUCCCACACACGUGGUGGGAGGGCGGAGCGCACCUAGGAGGGUCCCAGUUUUAAUGAGAACCGAGGAAGGCUAUUACACCAAGUGUAAUGGGCGUUCCUCCCUUGGGAAGAACCACGGGCAGCGAUAAGAUCUGUGGCUCCGAGCACCCCCCAGGUAAGAGGACACCAGGGAGAGGCAGGGCGGGGUGGGGGAGCCCAGCAGGGUGCCGGGCUGCGGAGCCUGAGCGGAGGCCCGGUCUGUUCUCCGUGUGGCCAUUGAAUUUUUGAGCGAGUCUUCCUGGUUCUGUUUUCCCCUGGUUGAGAUUACCUGGAAGGAGCACUAGCCUCAAACCAAGGUAGUCAGUGGACAAGAAAAAGGCAAGAAACCAGAGCUCCACAAACAAGAGAACACGUGUCCCAUAUUCUCCCAGGGUGAAGAGCCUGGGAGCCCGGGCGGGCGUCCCGGGCCGUUGGUCCCCGUUCCUGCAGCCCUUCCCGAGCGGCGGACGUGCCGUUCUCUCCCACGGAGAGCCAGAGGCAGCUCGGUUUAUGCCUGAGGCAGGCUGCCUGGUUCACACUCACCACUCUUCGGUUCAGAACCUUAAAAAGCAACAGGCUACAAAAAUCAGGACACCCCAUCUACAUAAUGGACCGUUUCUUAUCACAGCCAGGAAGGCGCAGCGUCUGUGACAGGAAUCAGAGGCGUAAGCUCUCUACAUUGAAGACCUAUGAAAACAUCAGCCUUUCCGGAGCGUCUGGCUCCUACCAGCUGCACGUUAAUUGUAGCUAGAGCCUCUAUCCACUGUUACAAAAGGAAAUAAACAUUCAGGAGUCGUUUUCAAAGCAUUUUGAGGGCUCCAGAGCAUUCAGCUGAAGUCCAGGUAUUACGGUGCGCGCGGGUCUCCAGGACUAAAGCCAGGCCGAGCCGCACUGCCCAGGCACUUUGGGGAAAAGCCUGUGACACCAUCUCAGGCCUCCUCUUCCCGGACACAGCCAGCCAGGCUGCAGGGCACGGAUCAAGGAAUGCUCCCCCUUCAGGGAGCUCUCGGCAGGUGGGAACAGACGAGUGCAGUGGGACAAGUUCAGCGACCUCGGACGGGAGUUAGCUGGUUCUGCGGGCUGUGUGCGUGCACACGCUCACACUCGUGCAUGCGCACACGCUCACUCAGGACCCCCUGCCCACCACAGCCGCCCGCUCCCCGCCCCCUGCCAGGUUGCUGCUCUGACGUGCUCCUGGCAUCCUCCAAUUUCCACAGAGAUCACCGUGCACUGUAGCCCUGAAUUUGAGCAAGGUUUUUAGUUACCUGUGGACAUUCACUUCUGAAGGGUUGGUUUAUACCGUUCUGGGUUCUUUUUUUAAAAAAAAAAAAUCGUGGAAGAAAGACGCUGACAUCGGGCCUCAAAACACAUCCAGCAGCUAGCCCAACUGACUGUGCAGUCCUUGCCAGCAGAGAAUGAAAGAAGGGACGGCGGAGCAUCUGUAAGCAGGGGUGCCACUGGGGUGGAGACCAGCCCCAUGGGGCUGGGACCCCAGCUCAGCGAGCGCAGCCCCAGAGACUCGCCGCCUGUGUUGUUACCGAGGCCCUAGUGGGGUCCCAGGGACUCUGAGCUGUGAUGUGGGGUCUGAUGGGGCCCGCAGCCUCUCCCCGUGAGAACUCGCACUCAGCCUGUGCCCGCGCUCAAGCCCUCUGUCCUCUCUCCGCCAGCUUCCUCUCCCCACGUGUCAGUUGGCAGAGAGUCUGAGUGAGAGUUCACGCAGCAGCUUCCUCUGCAGUAACGGACCGUGGAGGAGGAUGAGGAACUGCAGCCCACUGCGCACGCCGGGGGCUGGCCAGGCUCAUCCGCUGACCGCACGUACUCCACCCUCGCGACAACCUCCUGACCCAGGGACCAAAGCCAGGCAGCUGUGAGCAGGGUGCCCAGGGAGCCCGGUCCUCAGCCAUGUGGAGUCCCGGUCUCGGCCCCUCGGCCCAGUUCACAGGCCACUGCUUGGUUCCCUCGCAGCCCUCGGGCAAGAGCUCUCAGCAGGCAGUGUGGGUCCCUCCGAGGGGAGGACUGAGUCAGGCAGGGGGCGCACCCGAGCUGCCUUCUCUAAGUAUAAAAGCAGGGCCCUCGGUGCAGCAGGGCUUGGACGUGCGCCCCGUGGCCCCAGGUCCCCAGGUGGGCACCGCUUCACAGCUGCCCCGGCUGUUCCGCUCCAUUGACCAGGCCUGUGGCCAGUCCCCCGCCAGGGCCCCGCAGUCACCGAUCACUGGGGGGGGAGCUGCUGCCUCACUGCGCUGCCCCCACGCCCUGGACACCGCGGCCCCUCCUGGGCUUCAGGGCUUCCUGGGCCGCUGAGCAGAGGCGUGGCCUGUCAGCUCGCUUUCCCUGAGGCCCAGCCACGCCCACCUAGAGCGGGCCUCCACACUAAGCCGUGUCCCGCAAGACCCUCUCGGCCCACAUGUGACUCCAGUACCCACCCAGGCCACAGGGCCAUCCGACGGCCUCCUGGGUGCCAGAGAGAGCGGCAGACAUCCUGCAAGUGCCUGCUCGGGGCCCAGAGCAGAGCAGGGACCAUCUUCUCCAGAAUUGAAGACAGCAGGAGAGCUGCCCUGGGGUGCUCGGCCAGCGCCGCACACUCUGCGCUCAUGUCAGCGUGCACCUCGGAGCCCGGCGGCCGUGGGUUUUCCUCUCGUGGUGUCUCCGCUCCUCCCCGCCCGAGCCUGGAGCAGACAGCUCUUCAGUGCCAUGCCGACGACCCCGCCAAAGAGCCUCCCGCCCAGCACAGCCGGGGGAGCUCCCACCCGAGGGGCACACAGCGUGACCACGGGGUGGCUGAGCCUUCCCGGGGCUGGAAGUUGGAGAGUCUGGGAGAACGUCUUCUUGAAAGAUAAUUAUUGGAACCCAGAGAGGGUCUUGGAAGAAAACUAUCAGUACUUCUGUGCACGGGAACAUCUGUGAUGAAUGACACUCACUCCAGUUGAGGGUCAAGGAAGAGAGGGGGCUCUAGAGACAGCUGAGUCCUCAGAAACGGGUGCGGUGGGACAGAACCCCGAAACGGCUCCGUGCCCUGGGCCUCCCGUGGAGACAAAACCACUACUUCCACGUCCGGCAGCCCCGAGCAGGGCUCGCCCUGCCUGCCCCGUUGGAGGUGGCCGCCCUAUCACCAUGCCCUUCCGAUGGGCUAGCUUGAGGUCAGUGGCAGUGCCGCUGCCCAGGUACCACAGGUGGAUGCCAGCUUGUCUGACCGUGAACCUCUGACCUUGGGGCCUCAGCCUGGUUCACUCCAGAGGGCAAGGCCACUGGGGCCCGAGAGGGGACCCUCUGUGCUGUGGCAGUGGUGACCUCGGCUGUGUUCCCUUGAAGGCUUCCCUCAGCCCCCGGUGCCGCACACGCAGCAGGUGGGCAGGGAGGCCUGAGAGCGUCCCCAUCACACUCAGAAGGCAGCAGCCCCAGCAGGCCACGCGCAGGCCAGCUCGUUGAUCGGGCCCAACGCCGCCCGACUUCCUGGUCCUCUCAGAUUCUCUGAAAAAAGCAUGAUUUUUGAGCUCCAGCUUCUCCCGAGGCUACCCUCUUGUGCCAUGCAUGCAGCCAAGCCUGCAGAGAAAGACCCUGAGCAGGUGCUUCAGUGUCAGGGGCAACGUUCUGAGCCAGCUGAGCCCCCCGCCCCCAGAGAUGACCUCCACCCUGGAGUCUCAGGCCGGCGGUGCCCUCCCGCGGGCGAGGUACUCUCUGCUCUGCCAGGCUGGCCACCCUCCUCUCUCCUCUCCACUGCUGGCCCCAAGCCUGGAACCACCCUGGCCCGAAGCUAAAGACCUCUCCAUCCCCUCGAACAAGACUGGCCAGACGCCCGCCGCACAGCAGCCAUGCCGGGACCAGGCAGGGGCGCGGACGCGGUGAAAGCCGCCGUGCUGGCAGGGCCGAGGCUGCUGCUUCAGGAGCAUAAUCAGAAACAAGACAGCGGGGAUGCAAGUCACCUUUAGAUCAGUGAUCAAUCCCCUUAUAGGAGGAACAGGAUAAAGCUGUAACGGGACCACCGCGGACAGCCCGAGGCGCAUGCCAGGCCCAGCCUGCGGAGCUGCUUCCCGCUUCUCUGCCGGGCCAGGACACUGGUGCCGACCAGCCCGUUCCCCCGGCCCAGGGCCACACGCCGGCCGAGCAGAUGAUCAGGGCUCGGCGGUCCUCCCACUGGCAUCGCUGUGAUCCCCGAGGCAACACGCCUGCACGCGUCAGGCGCAGCCCUGCUCUGUGGACCGAGGCUGGUUGCAGCCCUGGCUCGGCACGCCUGCCGCAGAAGAGAGGCGACCGCGCACACACCUCCCGCCAUGUGGAGCUGCCCGCUCAACGGCACAGGCGGCGAGGACCAGCUCCCCUGCCAGCACGUCCAGCGGGCCCUGUCCGCCCUCUCGCUGCUCUACCUGCUUGUCGGCGUCCCCCUCGGCCUCGGCUACAAUGCCCUGCUGCUGCUGGUCAACCUGCACGACCCGGGCGGUAUGACCAUGCCCGACGUCUACUUCGCCAACAUGGCCGCGGCCGGCCUGGUCCUCGGCGCCCUGGCGCCUGCGCACCUGCUGGGCCCCGGCGCUGCCGGCUGGGCCGUGUGGGACGCGGGCAGCGAGGUCCACGUCACGCUGCUGGUGCUGUUCAACGUGGCGGCGCUGGUGACCCUGUACUCCACGGCGCUGCUGGCCCUCGACUGCUACAUCGAGCGGGCGCUGCCGCGCACCUACAUGUCGAGCGUCUACAACACCAGGCACGUGUGCGGCUUCGUGUGGGGCGGUGCCCUGCUCACCGGCUUCUCCUCCCUACUCUUCUACAUCUGCGGCCACGUGGCUGCCAGGCUGGCCGAGUGCUCCCAGGUGCGGCACACGGAGGCGGCCGACGCCAUCAUGCUGCUCAGCGGGUACCUGGUGCCCGUCCUGGCCGUGCUGUACGCGCUCGUGCUCCUCACGCGGAUCCGGAAGGAGGACACGCCACUCGACCGGGACGCGGGCCAGCCGGACCCCUCGGCGCACAGGCUGCUGGUGGCCACCGUGUGUGUGCAGUUCGGGCUCUGGACGCCCCACUACCUGACGCUCCUGGGGCGCACGGUCCUGGCUGCGCGGGGGAGGCCAGCGGACGGGCACCACCUGGGGGCGCUGCUCCUCGCCAAGGACCUGUCCAGGUUCCUGGCCUUCGCCAGCAGCGCUGUGGUGCCGCUUCUUUACCGCCACAUGGACAGAAACUUCCCCGGCAAACUCCGGCGGCUGAUGAAGAAGCUGCAACGUGGGCCCCAGAGCUGCUCCUUGGACGAAGCGGGGGCACAGCCGGCGAUGGCGUAGACGCUGCUCCACGGGCCUCGGCCAACCGAGGGGCAGACGGCACGUGGCAGAAGGCACAGCCCGCAGGGACCGGGUCCCCCGCGCCCGCUGCUUGCUCCCCCCCACCCCCCGCGUCCAGGAGACUUGCUGGCCCUGCAUCACCCGCUCCCUCCCUCCCUCUCCCCAGGAGACCAGGCAGAGCCAGGCGAGUCCCCCACAAGAAGCCACCCUCAGGCCGAGGCCGUGAUGUCCGAGCAGCAGGUGCCAGGCGUGAGGAUGAGCUGGGCCAUCGGGGUACCUGGCCGCCCGCAGGGUGUGUGCUUGUCUCCUACGGGCGCCUUUCUGGUCCACGCCUGCAGCAGCCUGCUUCCCUCAGCCUCACGUCUGGCUUUCAAAUGAGUGAUGAAAAUCUAACGCCACUAUUUAUACUUUGUAUUGUUAAAAUGCUCCAUCCCCCCUCCCUCUUGUUUUGUUGUGUAUGAAGAGACGUUUGGUAGGAAAGUCAGAAGGUAUUAAAAUGAAGGAGACACACGGAAGCGCACUCGGGGGAUGGGUGGGUGGUGGGCUCGCGGGGCCGGAGCUGCUGGCGACUUGCGUCCAUGUGGACGUGGUGGGCGAAGAGUCCGGACGGGGCCUCUCCUGACCCUAGGUGUGCCCCCGGGUCACGUCCGCUGUCGCUGGGCCUGCGUGGGUCUGUCCUAAACAAGUCCCCAAAGCGCACAAAAGUAAAUAAACUGAAGGAAGAAAAGUGCUGUUAGGAUUUCUAACCUAACCCGAAAGCCGAUGGGACUGCCGACGGGAAAGAGGGAUUUGGACAGGCGGGCGUCACUGGGGCCACAAGGGUGCUGCCUGCUCCCGGGACAGACAGACGAGACGGUACAGACCAGAUGACCUGACCAGAUGGGGCGGGGCGCAGAGGAGCCUCCCUUCCCCCACCCCAAGUCUUCACGAAGAACUUACUGCCCCACAACCCUCUGACCCUCAGUUCUGAAACCCCCCAACUCCCUAGAAACAAAGAUUCGUUUUUCAAGUUCGCAGCAAAGGUACGAGGGUACCUUUCUGAGGAAAGAUGAAUGUGAUGGUGGGCGCUGCCCCAGCCCCUGGGCUUCUGCCACAUAAAUACAUGCAUGUUCACUUCUGACCACCCAGCUGCCCCGAGGAGGAGGCUGGCUCUUUUCUGUGGCAUCUACCGGGGAAAUCGCCCCAUUUGGUCCCAGUCUCUUGGGAAAUUGAGCCCUGAGUGAGCUGCAGUGCUUUUCUACGUGCAGACUGUUUCCCCUCCCGGCUGAAGAGCCUGUGCAGAAAAGCACAGACACACACUGGAUGCCGGGGAUGGUCCCCACCCUGCCCGAUGUGGCCCUGGGGAUGGUUCUGGACAGUAAACCUCGGGGAUGGGGAGGGAGGGAGUGAAGAGGUGUCUGGGUGGCUCCGGUCGGUGACAAGAGCACAGCUGCCUCCAGGGCCCCGGGCUGUGGUGGGAUUUGUCUUCAAUUCCCCAUCCCCUCGGCUCCUCCAGCAGCUGCCCCAGCAGUGGGCUGUGCUGAGGGCGCCCCACAGGGUCCCGGCAGGUACGGCAGCCCCGUGGGAGCUGAGAAUAAAAGCCCCCCCC
Messenger RNA from Lagenorhynchus albirostris (white-beaked dolphin), 8543 nucleotides. It is a transcript of the gene GPR146, whose product is annotated as G protein-coupled receptor 146. Gene Ontology annotation, cellular component: membrane. Gene Ontology annotation, molecular function: G protein-coupled receptor activity. The record is from RefSeq and is a predicted model, not a curated record. Lineage: Eukaryota; Metazoa; Chordata; Mammalia; Artiodactyla; Delphinidae. The coding region runs from base 5960 to 6955 and encodes 331 amino acids. Gene Ontology annotation, biological process: G protein-coupled receptor signaling pathway. The transcript has 3 exons.